Messenger RNA from Brassica oleracea var. oleracea, 942 nucleotides. RefSeq names its product glutathione S-transferase T2-like. Bases 1 to 942 code for a protein of 313 amino acids. Lineage: Eukaryota; Viridiplantae; Streptophyta; Magnoliopsida; Brassicales; Brassicaceae. The record is from RefSeq and is a predicted model, not a curated record. The transcript has 5 exons.
AUGGAUCCUUUUAACUUUAACUCUUCCGGGUUGGUUAACCUAAUAGCCUCUCAGAGCAGUCAAACAAUAGACUUAGGGUGUUCAGAGGUUCCUAAACCGGCGUCAAACAAGGAUCCAAUCGUGAGUAACGAGCAGAAGGCAGGUACGUUUUGGAGGCGCAUAGAGGAGUAUGUCAAUGCUAGCCCUCUGCUCAUUGGCUCCGUUCCUAGGGAGUGGAGUCAAUGUAAGCAGAGGUGGGGAAUGAUGAAUGAGCAGGUCUGCAAGUUUGUGGGAAGCCAUGAAGCCGCUCUGAAGGAGCAAGCGAGUGGCCAAAAUGAGAAUGAUGUCAUGAAGGCUGCCCAUGACAUCUUCUUUAAUGACUAUCAUGUCAAGUUCAGUCUGGAACAUUGUUGGAGGGAGCUUAGGUUUGAUCAAAAAUGGAGAUCACACCCAUUCUCGAAAGAUGGUGCAAAGGAGAAAAGGAAGGAACCGGCGGAGGAGGUACCUGCGGAGGAAGAUGUUAGGCCUCCUGGCGUUAAGGCUAACAAAGCAGCCAAACGCAAGAAGAACAUGAAUGACGCAGCUUUUGAUCAGGUUUGCAGGUCACGGGUUGCAGUUGGUGGAUGUGUGCGUGUGGACGUGUUGUCAGUAGGUCUCGGCUUCUUUGGAUAUGGCACGCAUUUUUCGGAUUAUCAGGUCCUAAAGCAGAGCUAUUUGCCGAACGUCAAGAAUCCACCAGAAAAGAUGUCGAACGGGCUUUUGGAGUAUUGCAAUCAAGAGAAUGAACGAGACGGAUAUACCCAAAUUGAUACAUCUGAGUUCGAGUCAGGAGAGUCAAGCAAAAGUUCCAAGGUGAAAAGGAGAACAAGUUUUAAUAUCGGUAAUAUGUUAGGCGUUCGCAAUGAAGUUCGAGAUUCAGAGAAACAUCAUCUUUUGAAAGCUGAUUUAGUUGAAAAUGUAUGA